Prinia subflava (tawny-flanked prinia) is the source of this 1370-nucleotide messenger RNA. RefSeq names its product KLF transcription factor 8 (gene KLF8). Gene Ontology annotation, molecular function: RNA polymerase II cis-regulatory region sequence-specific DNA binding; DNA-binding transcription factor activity, RNA polymerase II-specific. The coding region runs from base 99 to 1166 and encodes 355 amino acids. Gene Ontology annotation, biological process: regulation of transcription by RNA polymerase II. The transcript has 5 exons. The record is from RefSeq and is a predicted model, not a curated record. NCBI's taxonomy places the organism in Eukaryota, Metazoa, Chordata, Aves, Passeriformes, Cisticolidae.
CCGCCCUCGGUGCUCGCCGCGGCCGCCGGGAGGGGCCGGGCGGGUCCGUGAGGGACGGGCGGGCCCGGCCCCGCCUCAGGGCACGGGCGGGCCCCGCCAUGCCCGGCCCGGCGACCCCCGGGUGGCCCCACGUCCCGCCGGAGCCGCCCCGAGGCGCCGCCCCGGUCGGUUGGUUGGGCCAGGGGAAGGCGACGCCCGCCAUGAGCUCGUCGGCGCUGCUGGCUGAGGGCCCCCUCGACCCCCCGGUGCUGCUGGCCGACAUCAAGACGGAGCCCCCCGAGGAGCUGCUGGCCAGCGACUGCAGCCAGCCCCAGGCCGAGCCCGUCGAUCUCUCCCUCAAUAAAUCCAAGGUGGCUCCGGCCUCGGCCCCGCCGCCACCACCCCCCACCUCGGUCCAGUCUUCCCCCAUGCUGGUGGCUCCCCCGCUUCCCGCUCCCAGCACCGUGUCCAUCCCGCCCUCCGGUCUCAGCUCCACCUCGGCCAUCCCGGCUGUCCUCUCACCCGGCUCCAUCCUGGCCUCCACGCAGGGCAGCAGCGGGCAGCAGAUCCUCCACGUCAUCCACACCAUCCCCUCCGUCAACCUGCCCAGCAAGAUGGGCAACCUGCAGACCAUCCCCGUGGUGGUGCAGUCCCUCCCCGUCGUCUACACCACCGUGCCCACGGACGGCGUCACCGCCAUCACUGUGCCCCUCAUCGGGGGGGACGGCAAGAAUGCUGGGUCUGCUUUCCUUUCCCGGACCCCUCCAGUGAAAAUGGACCCUGGCUCCGUGUACCCCAUGGACAUGAACAGCGACAGCGAGGACAGCGCCCCCGAGAGCGGCCCAGCGCCUUUCCAGGAGCUCCAGAGAGAGCCGGCGGCGCGGGGGCCCAGAGCCGAUUCCCCGGAUCUGAAGAAGCGGCGCAUCCACCAGUGUGACUUCGAGGGCUGCAAUAAGGUCUACACCAAAAGCUCCCACCUCAAAGCCCACCGGAGGAUACACACAGGCGAGAAGCCCUACAAAUGCACGUGGGAAGGCUGCACCUGGAAGUUCGCCCGCUCGGACGAGCUCACCCGGCACUUCCGCAAGCACACGGGCAUCAAACCCUUCCGCUGCUCGGACUGCGACCGCAGCUUCUCCCGCUCCGACCACCUGGCCCUGCACCGCCGGCGGCACGUCAUGAUGUGAGCGGUGCCCGCCGCGCCGCGCCGAGCCGCGCUGGGGCCGGCAGCGCCUCCCUCCCUCCCUCCAUCCACACCCCGCGGCUCCUGCGGGGCUGGGCGGGGACUGCGGGAGCGCCGGGGCCGAGCCGAGCCCGCUGCGGGAGCCCCGCCUGCAGGAGCCCCGCCGGCACGGGACGGCAAACAAUGGAUUCUGGACUGCUGCCUCUUC